AUGACUGCUUUCGACGAGGUGCUCGAAGCCCUUCCAAGUAUUCGAAUUCAGGAUCCAGAAUUAUCUGAAAAGGACUACAUUGAGAUUGUUCGUGGACGAGGGAUCUUUUCGUCCAAACGGCUGGCUUGUUCGAUUUCGUUCUUUUCUGAGCAUAACCAAAUCAUGGUAGAGUGCUUUACCGAUCUCGAAAAAGACGCACGUCGACUACUAGAUGAGUUCUAUGGUCGCGAUGGAGCAGCCAAAGUAAGAACUGCUCACCUGAUCGACGACUGGUUCUGUACCGCUUUGGCGUUGUGCAAGGAAGGAUUCACCUUGGCUGACGUACUUUCACAAGCUGGUCUAUCGAAGGAGAUGACCAAAUACGUAGAAGGGAUUCCCGCAUUUGUCGAACAGCUGGCACUCUUUUUUCCUACGGAAGCCAUUUUUGACGUGGCAAUGAUGAUUUCUGAUUAUCCACUCAGGUUAAUUUUCCUUUUGAACGAGAAGGAAAACCUUUCGGAAUUGCUGAAGAACUGUCAGAAAGAAGUUCGUGAUUAUGUGGAUAGAGCUGUGGAAAGUGCGUGCGAGUCACAGAAAGGAAUCAUCGUUGAAGAGCUUGCGAAAUGUGGAUUAUUGAAG
Messenger RNA from Cooperia oncophora, 618 nucleotides. NCBI's taxonomy places the organism in Eukaryota, Metazoa, Nematoda, Chromadorea, Rhabditida, Trichostrongylidae. The record is from the annotation of a GenBank genome assembly.